AUGGCUACUGCCUCUGCCCCCGAGAGCUCUCUGCUCUCUCUGCUCUACCGCUCCUACCCCGCCGCCAUCUCCCCCGAUGCCACGGAGCUCGACCUUGCCCAGGCGACGCCCAAGAUCUUCGCGCAUUAUACCUACACUGACGAAGACGCGGCCUCUGUCAAGCAAUGGCUGGCCACAAUAGGCGCAUUGACCGCUGCGUACGCCAAGAACGAUACGCAGGUCAUCGAAACCAUUCUCAAAGAGCUCAACGCACAUCUGGAAACACGGACGACACUGCUAGGCGCCAAACCUUCUGUUGCCGAUAUUGCGGGUUACGCCGUCCUUGCUCCUGUCGUCGAGAAAUGGACUGCCGAAGAACGCACCGGCGAAAAGGGAUAUCACUAUAUCGUGCGACAUGUGGACUUCGUGCAGAACGGAUCGCUGUUUGCGCUGCGAAUCCCCGAUGAGGAGAAGGUCGCGAUAGAUCUAGACGAUAUUCGUUUCUUCCCCAAAGCAGUUGAUCCCAAGGAGGAGAAGGAACGCAAGAAGAAGGAGAAAGCCGAGGCUCAGUUGGCUGCCCAGGAGAAGACAACCGUGGUGGCUGGACGAACCAAGGAAGCAGUGCACCAGGCUCCCGAAAGUACAGAAGCAAGCCCCGCUGUUUCGAAUCGAGAUAAGGAGAAGAAGGAGAAGAAAGAGAAAAAGAAAGAGAAGCAGCCAAAAGCCCCUGCUCCCCCCGCAGCACCUCCGUCACCAUCCCUCAUUGACCUCCGCGUUGGCCACAUUCUCCGCGCUAUUAACCAUCCGAACGCCGACUCUCUGUAUGUCUCGACCAUCGACUGUGGUGAUGCCCCAGGCAGCGAUAACACCUCUGUCGACGAGGCUACAGGCAAGACUGUUCGAACAGUCUGCUCUGGAUUGAACGGUCUUGUGCCACUGGAGGAGAUGCAAGGCCGCAAGGUAGUAGUGGUGUGCAACUUGAAGCCUGUCACCAUGCGCGGCAUCAAAUCAGCUGCAAUGGUUCUCGCUGCAUCGCCCAAGGUAGCCGAGGGCGAAGAUUCACAUGCCGGCCCCGUUGAGCUGGUCAACCCACCGGCCGAUGCUCCUGCUGGUGAACGUGUGUUCUUCGAGGGAUGGAGCACCAGCGAGCCGGAGAAGCAACUCAACCCCAAAAAGAAGAUCUGGGAGACCUUCCAGCCUGGAUUUACUACUACGGAUAAUUUGGAGGUUGGCUUUGAUAGCACACAGGUUCCUUCAAUCCAGAGUGCAGGGACAGCUGCUACUGGAAGUACUCUAGGCAAAUUGGUUGCUAAGUCUGGCGGUGUAUGUACGGUCAAGAGCCUUAAGGGAGCCACCGUCCGAUGA
Talaromyces atroroseus is the source of this 1344-nucleotide messenger RNA. RefSeq lists its product as hypothetical. Gene Ontology annotation, molecular function: tRNA binding. NCBI's taxonomy places the organism in Eukaryota, Fungi, Ascomycota, Eurotiomycetes, Eurotiales, Trichocomaceae. The record is from RefSeq and is a predicted model, not a curated record. The transcript has a single exon. Bases 1 to 1344 code for a protein of 447 amino acids. Gene Ontology annotation, cellular component: methionyl glutamyl tRNA synthetase complex.